AUGUGCACGUGGCGCGGAAGCUACUUUGAAUCCGCCGAAUGGUAUUUAUUAGCUUCACACUUAUUGUCCUGUAUUCAAUUCCCGGUGAACGCUUUUGGCACCUAUAUUAUAUUAUUUAAAACUCCGAAUAAUUUAGGAAAAGUUAAAUUUUCUAUAUUAACAAUGCACUUAACAUGCACUUGGCUGGAUAUUUUCUUUAAUUAUCUUGCGAUCCCAUACAUGAUUGUUCCAGCGGCGGGGGGUUAUCCAUUGGGUCCAUUAUUACAUCUAGGAGUUCCUACAAGUGUCAUGGUAUAUAUUGGAGCAACAUCCAUUCUUUUCUUCGUCCCUGCCAUCAUUCUAUUCUUCGAAGAACGAUACAAUCGACUACUCCGUCGAGAUUCCGAUACUAAGCGUCGAAAAAUAAAACGAAUAAUUCACAUUGGAUUUAACUAUAUUCUUGGAUUAACCGGAACACUUGCCAUUCUGUUUAGAACUACAGAUUCCAGAGAAUCCCAUCUAAAGGUUCUUGAAAAGUUCCCGUGUUUACCAAAAGAUAUUAUCGACAAACCGGGAUUUUAUGUGCUCGCGGAAAGUUCAUUGGGUCUGGUGGUUCCGUUCAUGUUUUAUAUGGUGUUUACAGCCUCACAGAUUAUAUUCUUCUUCUAUAAAACUCUUACAUUCCUGUUCAAAACUAGAACAAUAUCCCAAAAGACUACUGAAAUGCAGAAGAAAUUAUUUAUAAAUCUUUGCAUCCAAAUAACAGUUCCACUUGUAGUCGUAUUCGUUCCUUGUGUUUAUUUGAAUAUCUCUGGAUUAUUCAAUCAUUUGGAUAUGCUUAUAGAUAAUAUUGGACAACUUAUCAUUUCAACACAUGGAUUAUUAUCGACUAUUACCACGUUAACAGUGCAUAAAGGAUAUCGAUUAGCAGUUCUGCAUUUGUUUUGGAAGGAAGAAAAUUUGACAACUGUAGCCGUGUCAAUAAACAACUCGCUGGCGCCGAGAAUGCUUUAA
Messenger RNA from Caenorhabditis elegans, 993 nucleotides. RefSeq names its product Serpentine Receptor, class H (gene srh-139). The transcript is spliced from 3 exons. Lineage: Eukaryota; Metazoa; Nematoda; Chromadorea; Rhabditida; Rhabditidae. The record is from RefSeq and is marked reviewed. The coding region runs from base 1 to 993 and encodes 330 amino acids.